AUGCUCUCCUACGAUACCCCCGUGUCCAUGAACGGACAGUCUCCAACGUCAACAACCAAUAUCACGGCAACUCGACAGGCCAUGGCCCCCAAUACUCCUCUGAAGGUGUCCAUGCCUGCGGAUAAGAACAUGAACAGCAACACCACGGCCUUUGGUCUUGAUGUCCACCCUGCACACCAUCAUAUCUGGCUUGUCACUGGACCGGCUGGCUGUGGCAAGACCACGGUGGCAACCCAUCUGGCCAAGGCGCUGGGCAUACCUUAUGUAGAGGGGGAUGAGUUCCACACUGCAGAGAGCAUCACCAAGAUGAGCCUGGGCCAGCCACUCACUGACGAGGACCGGUGGGACUGGCUCACCCGCCUUCGGGAGGAGGCACUGAAGCAGCUUGCUCUGGGCCAUGAUGGUGUGGUUGUCACCUGCUCAGCCCUUAAGCGCAAGUACAGGGAUGUCAUCCGUGUGGCGCCCUACUUCUCGCCAGGACUCCAAGUACACUUUAUCUACCUCGACGCCCCGGAGGAGGUACUACAGCAGAGGGUUGCAAAGCGUCAGGGCCACUAUAUGGGUGCUGGGAUGGUGCACAGCCAGAUUGCCAUCUUACAGCCACCCAUGCGAGAUGAGGUUGACUGUGUCACUAUCGAUGUCAGCAGGUCUGGAGACGAGGUCUGUAUGGAUGCGCUCAACCAGGUCGUCACGAAGCUGGCAGAGGAUCAAUGA
This is a messenger RNA of Cryphonectria parasitica EP155, 714 nucleotides long. RefSeq names its product carbohydrate kinase. Gene Ontology annotation, molecular function: gluconokinase activity. The coding region runs from base 1 to 714 and encodes 237 amino acids. Gene Ontology annotation, cellular component: cytoplasm. The record is from RefSeq and is a predicted model, not a curated record. Lineage: Eukaryota; Fungi; Ascomycota; Sordariomycetes; Diaporthales; Cryphonectriaceae. The transcript is spliced from 2 exons.